AAACAGGUUGAGAAUUUAACUUAAAAAAUAAAAAUAAAUAAAAAAACUUCCAUCCUUUUGCCGGCCAUAUUUUUUGUUCGGAAUUUAAUGAAGUGUCUGAAAGGAAAUUUCCGACGGUAACCUUUGACGUCUGAAAGGUAAAUAAACCAAACCAAACAGCGACAAACUGUCGUAAAUUACGCAAUAAUCCUUGUCUUUGGAUGGAUGUUACCGAGCCUUAAACUGCAAAGCUUCGUUUAAACCAAGCUUCAAUGUCUCUAUCCAAGUGCCAAAAAUUUUUUUUAGUUUAAUUGUACUCAAUUAUUUUUAAUAUAAAUAAGGAAAAAGAAAACUCAUCUCUUAUCGAUUUGUUUCAUUUCCAAGCAAAGAAAAAGAAAGACCUUGGACUUUUCAUUAAAGCUUUAUAAGAGAAGCAAAAAAACAAUUCAGGCUCCCAAAAGAAGCGCCAUUUUCAGGACCUUUCCUUUUGGAUACAAAUGGGUGAUCAUCUGGUUUUAUGUGUUGACCGUCUCAUAACACCUGAAAGUUUGCAAUCAAUGGAACAAGCUGAGGCUGUGGGAUCUUCUGGUGAAGGUUCUUCUCAAGGAGCUGAGCCUCAUUCUUGUGCUAUUGAUGUUAAGGAAAUGGAAGAACAUGGUUCAUGUGAUGAAGAAGAACCACUAAUCCAGACAGUUGAAUGCCGAAUCUGCCAGGAGGAGGACAGCAUUAAGAAUUUGGAGACACCUUGCGCAUGCAGUGGCAGUUUGAAGUUUGCCCACAGGAAAUGUGUUCAGCAUUGGUGCAAUGAGAAGGGAGAUAUAACUUGUGAGAUAUGUCAUCAGCCUUACCAACCUGGAUAUAUGGCACCGCCCCCUCCCCCUCAGUCAGAGGAUGCAACAAGUGUGCACAGUGAGGGUUGGACAAUCUCUGGUGCUCCUUUGGAUUUGCGUGAUCCUCGAAUUUUAGCGAUGGCAGCUGCAGAACGCCAUCUUUUGGAGGCAGAUUAUGAAGAAUAUGCUGAUUCCAAUGCUAGUGGAGCUGCAUUUUGCCGCUCUGCUGCCCUAAUUCUAAUAGCUCUUCUGCUCUUGAGGCAUGCUCUUUACCUAACGAAUGGAGAUGUGGAUGAUGAUGAUGCAUCUACUUUUUUCUCUCUUUUCCUGCGUCGUGCUGCUGGUUUUCUUCUCUCAUGUUACAUCAUGGUCUGGGCCAUCAGCAUAUUGCAGCGCCGAAGGCAGAGACAGGAAGCAGCAGCUCUUGCAGCAACUGAAGUUGCAUUUAUGAUACAGGCAGGGCAACGUCGGGGUGUACAGUUCACUAUAGCACCAGGACCUCCAGCGACUCCUCAUCAGGAGCCACUUCCAUAAUAUGACGGUACUUUUCUCUAGUAAGAGGCUAUGGCGGUGAAGAGGGUAGGUUACUAAUGAAAUUGCGGUUGUCUUGCUCGUUCUACUAUCAGUGAAAGAAAACAGGGAGGUUGUGUUCCUCGAGUUUGUUAUAUUGUACUUCUAGUUGUUUGAAGAUUUUUUUUCCUCAUUCGAAGUAAUCAAUUUCACCGUUUGUGUUUGUACAUAGAUAUCAUUUUCACUGCAUGAGGAACUUGUAUUCCUGGCGUUGUUAUCACUGAAAUUUAAUUCCAAACAUUCUUCGAUACUCCGAAAUUUCUGGUGAGGUUGAGGCCGACUCUUCACAUUUGAAACAACUUCAAUAACUCAAGCCAUUUUUGUUCUUAUUGUGAAUGGUUUUCCCUUUCUCGUAUAUACUCUGUUUUAUAUUUGCAUGUUUAACUUAUCCGAUCAUGUCAUAAGUCAUAAUACAAGAGGUUGUCCUUGAAUGUAUCAUGUUUAAGGAGGUGAAGUUGAUUGCUCUUGUCGGCAUUAGGAGUGUAAACUGUAAACGACUGAAGCUACUCUUGAGCCUGCACUCAUGAGCUAUACUGUAUAGCUAGAUUUGAAAAAAACUCGAGUUUGACUUGUUUAUUGUUGAACCGAGUUCAAGCUACUCAAGUAAAGAAUCAAGUUGAGUUCUAGUAUUUACUCAACUUGAGAGGUUUAUGAACUUCACUGAGGUUUUUAAUUUUUUGUAGAGAGGUUAUGAGUUUAAUGGAGGUUUUUUUUAAGUAA
Durio zibethinus is the source of this 2099-nucleotide messenger RNA. RefSeq lists its product as uncharacterized. Gene Ontology annotation, cellular component: membrane. NCBI's taxonomy places the organism in Eukaryota, Viridiplantae, Streptophyta, Magnoliopsida, Malvales, Malvaceae. The record is from RefSeq and is a predicted model, not a curated record. Gene Ontology annotation, biological process: protein ubiquitination. Gene Ontology annotation, molecular function: ubiquitin-protein transferase activity; zinc ion binding.